UGUAAAUUUGAGUACGAUAACAAUCGCGAUUUCUGUUCAGACCGCCGCUAAGAAUUUAUAUUUUUAUGGCACAUAUUUCCGUCGAAACUUCGUCUCUUCAAGAACUAGUUGAACAAAAAGAAAAUGAAUGGAGAGAAGCACAGCAACUGCAAAAUAAAUCACUGCAGAAUGCUCUUAAGGAGAAAGAAAGACAGCUUAACAACGAAAGAGUGCGAUUUAGGAAGUUGAAAGAGGAUUUUGAAUACAACCUGAAACUGUUACAGGAGAGAGACCAGGAACUACAAAGAUACGAUGCGUUGUUUUCGCAAGUUAGAAACAUCAAUAGUUCAAGAGAUGGUGAGGUCAGUGAUCUGAAAAUCCAGUUGGAUGACCUCAAACUCAAGUUAUCUCACGAGGAGAAGGCCAAAGAAGAACUGCAAAGGCACUACCAACAGGUGUGAAAAUUUAGACGUUAAUUUUGGAGCUGGGGGAACCGUAAUGUGUUUCCUGGUUAUUUGCCCAAGAUUUCUCUCUUUUUUUGUAACUUCAGUCGGUGAUCCCACUACUUUAGACAUUAAUGAGCUGGUAAACAAAUAGAUUUCGUGUUGCUGUACGUCUGUUCCGUGAAAGAUCACAGAUGGCAUCAAAUGUCAACAAGAGAACAAAACAGUGGCAUACAAGGGGCAGUCGAGUGUGUCACUGAUGUUCUAACCACAUUUUGGGGUCUUCUGUGAUCAAUGACUGCACAGAAACAUGGCAACAUCUAAUCUAUAUUUUAUAUAUGAUAAAAAAGGAAACGCUCUAUUAUGGUGGCAUCAUCUAUGUGUCUGUUCUCCAUUAGAUCACAAGUAGGAAUCAAUCAAAAUGUCUGUAUAAUUCAGCUUAUGAUCCAUCAAAUAUUUUUGCUAGCAUGUGAUUGGUCUAUAUGCAGCAUGUGACCAAAUAUCCCCCAGCUAAAACUGAGUGAUAUCCCAGAAUAUACUCAAGCAAUAUUCCCCAAUUUUUAAACCUUAUGUCUACUACAAUAAGUCUUUGCUUCAAAUUUAAUUCAAGAUGAGAGAGGGUUUUGUGGGUGUUACAGAAGAAGAGAAAUAUUUUUUUGUGCAUUAAGUCGUAUCAUAGAACACUUAAAAGAAAAUAUCCCAUGCUAUAUACAGUAAGCUGUUCAUAAACAUUUUUUUCACGCACAUUCUAAAAUACUUGAAGGACAAUAAACACGAUAGCCUCUAUUUUGUGCCAAAUUAUUUCUAGAUAUUUUUCCUUGGACCUUCUCUGUUCCUCAAAGUUCACAGUUUUCCUUGAGCUUUGCUCUCAAAAAACUGUUUGCAUCUUGGAACAGAUAAUGUCUGCAGACAAAUAUUUGUACAUAUUUUCUUGCCAAAUAGAGGCUAUUUAUUUAUCAUAUAUAUAUAUAUAUAUAUAACAAUAAUUGUUUGUGACUCAUCCAUCUUCCCUCAAUCCUGGGUCUCUCAUCUCUUGGCUACUUAUUGAAUUGUAGCGUUUGAGGGAACAUCAACAAGAACUGAACCAGUUUAGACUCAACAAAGAAAAUGAAGUGAACAAAGAAAGAGAAGAAUUUGAGUCAUUCAAAAGAGAGCUGCAAGUACAGCUGAGGUAUGUUAAUUAUAGAGUAAUAUUCAGUUCAGAUGUGGGAGACAUUGUUGGCUAACAUUUCGCACGCUGGACUCUGGGUUUGGAGGUCUGCAUUCAAGACUUGACUUGGCCUUUGUCUUGUGUUUUUUGGGUGAGACACUUCACUCUCACUUUGCCUUUCUCUACCCAGGAGUAUAAGUUCCUAUCACCAAACUCUCAGGGAAAUCAGAUGAAAUUAUUUGGGUAAUCUGCAGUGGACUUUCAGGCCACUCAGAGGUAGUAACAAUAAUCCUUAAGUCACCUUGUGGUAUUGUGAGUGGGAUAAGCUCCUUCUGGAUGAAGUACUCAGCUCAAUCGCUGAACUGAUGGAGGAACUAAUUAAAAAAAAAACAACAACAAAUUAUCAAAUAAUUCUAUUUUGUAAUUCAUACAGGGCAGCUGAGGAGGAUGUAGAAGCUCAGAGGCAAGAGUUAAUGUCAGGAUUUGAUGAUGCACAGCGCAAAAGAGAACAUGAGUUCAGAAAGAAAGCAGAUGACCUGAGUAAUUCUUUACUUACUCAUGAGUUAAAGGUUUGUAUAAAAUCUGAUCAAGAAUAAAAUUAGUCUGGAUUGAUCAAAAUGUGAUUGAUGGUUAUUAUAAGAAGAAUAAAGGUGGUAAGUUUCUAAAGAAACUGUGGUGCUGUGUCAGUGGGAGAGUAAAGCAGGUAAUUAAAUGUUAACAACUGAGUUGAAAACGUAAAUUGGCCACUGCAAAGAGUAAAAAAGCUGACAUUUUGAGCAUUAGCCCUUUGUCAGAGUGAAGGGCUAAUGCUUGAAAUGUCGGCUUUUUUACUCUUUACGGAGGCCAACUUAUGUUUUGAACUCAGUCGGUAACACUAAAUUACUUAUUAUAAGUAGAAGUUUGACUUAGAUCUAACAGCAUGAUCAAUAAUUCUAAAAUGUAGAGUUUGCUCUCUUCAGUCUUACAAUGCACAAUGGUGAAACCUCACAGAACACUUUAGUAAUACCCUAAUAUACACUGUCGUCUUAAAUUUUAAAUCUAAUCCUGGAUUAGCAAGUUACUAGUGCCUGUGGUAUACUAAAGAUGAGAUAAUGGGGCGUGCCAUUUUCAGGUUAAAAUGCUCACAAAGGAACUAGAGUUACUCAGAGCCAGUGGAGAAAGAACAAAAGAUGAACUGGAAGACACAGAGACAGUUGUCCACAAUUUAGAAAAGGAGCUGAAGAAGAAGGAAUGGCAGUUAACAGAUGAACAGAACAUGAACAAAGCAAAGGUGGCUGAAAUGGAAGCAGAAAUGGAACAGUUAAGAUUGACAAUGAACAAGAUGCAAGAGAAAUUUCAACACAAGCAUGCAGAGUUGGAUCGAUAUGCUAAGGAGAAGGAACAAGCACUUAUUGCAGCUAAAGAGGUAAGUUAAACCCUUUCAAUGCAAGCAAUGAUCAAAAUUACAAUGUACAAUACAAUGUUGCUAUGUUUUCUGCAGAGAGGUGACCCCAGGGUUAUUUUGUCAAGAGUAAUUAGAUGCUGGUUAUUCUUUGGAGUUUAAGGGUUAAGGACAUAAUUAUAGCUUCUGUGGUUUGUUGUUAAGGCCCAUGGUGAGCUUGAAAGAAGUCUAGAGGAGAAGAUCAGAGUAUUGCAGAAUCAGCUAGAGACUGAGCAAGUGGAAUGCCGCAGACUUCAAUGGGCCAUCAAGGAUGCUGGGAAAGAAAAAGAGUUGGAAUUUCAAAGGUAAUCAAAAUGACUUUUUUAUUUGUGUGCUAUGAACCCAAUUGCAGGGUGAAGAAGAGCAAAACCAAAACAAUAUCCGAUUACUUUCCACUCUCACUGAAAAUUACUCUUUCAAUAACAAACUCAAUCCAUGUGCAAUGUGAAAUAAAAGAAUAGUCUGUUCAAGGCAUUCCAUCAGUAGAGUGGAGUGCAGUAGUAAUAGCAACAGGGCAAAAACAUGGGAAGUUUGGGACUGGACAGGUACCAAACUAAACCUCCUUUGGUUUUUUGCUCAACCACUUCGAUGCUGCUAUUUACUGUGGCUUUCCAUUUCACUGACUGAACGUCUAGUACCAGCCAGUUUGAGAAUUGAAGUUAGGCGUUAACCCUUUACACCCUAACAUCAGUAUACACAUUCUCCAUACUGUUCUCUAUACAUUUCUUAAGGUGCCAUCAAAGAGAAUUUGUAUAACAAUCAGGAGCUUCUUCAGUUAGUGAUCAUUUCCUCAAUUCUUGUGAUCAUAAUGUUUAAAUAUGGAUUAUAUUUUGGGGAAGAAUUAUAAGCUCGUCACUCUUAAGGAUUAAAGGGUUAACCCUCUAACUCCGAUGAGUGAUCGAGACAGGAUUUCUUCUUACAAUAUCAAAACAAUAUCAAGCAGACAAGUGAUGAGAAUAAAGAAAAAAUAUCAAUUAGGUAAUUAUAAGUUAAUCCAAUACCAAAGUCUCCAAACUAACAUCACAAGAACUGUAUGGCAGAUAGUAAGUGGUAAGUGGUAAAGUUUCCAUCCCAAUAAUGCUUCCUGUUUGAUUGUGAUCAUCUCAUUACUUGCUGUCAGACUAGUGGGGACCAUAGCCGAUCUAGAGCACAAACUGGAAAAACAAUCAGCUGAUCACGCCAGAUCCACAGUGGCUCGUGACUUGGAACUAGAAGCGUUACGUCAUCAGGAAGAGAAGAUGAGGUUGGAAAUUGUACAGCUCAAGGAAAACACUGAAAGGUAAAGUUAACAACAAAUAUUGGUAAUUGAACAUUGAUUCAAUAUUAAUUUAUUUGCGGGCCUGUUUGUUGAUCCAUGUGACGAACACAGAAAGACUAAGACUUUUUUCAAAAGCAUAACUGUUAAACUGUUGAAAAAAGUGCAUUUUCUGUUAAAUGAAUGGCAGUAAGCGGCAAACUUCCAGAUGGUCCUCUAAUCUGUGGAAUAUUUAUUCGUAAAGUAACUCUCCUUAAAUACAGAUGACAUUUCAGAUUUGAUGUUGAAGCCUAACCUAAACUAUAUCGUUAAGGACAGUGUUUUUGGAAAUCAAAAAGUGUUCCUUUUUUCUUUUUCAUCAGCGUGUUUUUGAGAUAAACGUUUCAAUGUGGGGAAAACGGACUGUGAUAAAUUAACCUCGCAUAGAAUUUGCUUAAUUUGCCAGCCGUGGUCUUAAACACUGCUAUUUUAUCAUUAACUCUAAUUCAUAUCUUAAGGUGGCAAACCUUUCUAGCCUAUUACCUCAAUUAAAUAUCUUAUCAACCUUUUUCAUGCAGAUAUAAGAAAGAACUCACCGUUGCUUUGGAGCGAGAGUCUUCCAUAGAGCGAUCCAGAGCUCAGCUUGAAGUUGAUUGGCAGCGGCGAUGCGAGGACACUGAAAGAGAGAUGUACAAUAAACAGGAGCAGCUUAUUGCUGCUCUCACAAAGCAGAGAGACGAGGUACGUGGUAUAGGGAGAGCAAGUCAUAAUCCUUUUAGAUUGAGUGUUAAUAAACCAAAACCAGAAUGGCUACCACUUAGAACAAAGGAAAAUAUCACAAGGUGCCUUUGAGGUACGGAUCAAAGUCAGUUUCUGAGCAAACUGUGCACCUACUCCUCCCCUAACCCAACAACACUCAACUGCUAAUUAUUUAGGGAGAGUUACUGUUGGAUUAGGGGAGGGGUAGUUGCGCAGGUGCUCAGAUGUUAACAUUGAUCCCAAAAUUUAAGUCAAAACAAGUUGACUUUGUUGAAUUGCGAUUGAUCUUACUAGCUUGCACCUGAUUAGCUUUGAAGGUAGUAUAGGUUUUCUCCACUAGUCAUAGAGAGCGAGAAACCUAGAUCAGUACCUUACCACUUUCUUAAAAAUUACUCUAUAUGGUUCCACUUUGACAGUGUGUUGAUCCAGAAAAGCGAUUAUCCCUUUCCCUCCCUCGGAGGGUCAUUUGAUUAUAGCCCCAUCCCACCCCUCUGGAUAUUCAAUGUCUUCUUUGAAACCUACCUUGAAUGAAGUCGCUUUUUUUUAACCUUUCUUCCGCUCUUAAUUGUUCUAAGCACGAAGAAGAGAAAUUAAUUGAAAUCAGGAUUACUUUCAAUAACCAAAUAACAAUCCCUCUACGUGGUAAGCAGUCUUGUUUCUGUAUCAACAGGCUGCGGCGCUUGCUCAAGAACGGGAGCGAGAAUUGGCACAAAGAGAUGAACUUAUCCGUGUCUUGACCCAAACUAGAGAUCAGGCCUUCGCAACCCUUCAAAGGCAUGGUCUCGCCAUUCCAACACAACUGCCAAAUAAGGAAGAGCAACUCGAGGGUUCUUCGCGUGAUGUUGGAAAACCUCGUGACUUCCCCCCUGAGGAGAAAAUCAAAGAGCUGGAAGCACAGAACAGCAAUUUGAGAUCUGUGAUUAAACAAAUGCGGCAGGACAUGGAGAACCUUAGCAAUGAAUUUGCUGCAAGGCCCUCAUCGACGAUGGGGCAACGAAGAGAUAGUGAAAAGGGGUCCCCUGUGCCACUGACUAAAGGUAAUGGAAGAACGCAAGUUACUAAGUUGCGAUUGGUUGUAUUUUUGUGUCUAAUUGUGUAAGAGGGUGGCCCGAAUUUCCUGGACAUAUCGCAGAGCGAAGAAAACUAGAACCAAUACAAUGCGCUUAAAUAAGUUUUGUGCGCUCUAGGGUCUUAUGUGGGCGAAGUGAUGUGCUGCGAAGCCGCGGUUAAUUUCCGUCCCAAGCCUAUCGGAGUUUCGUCGUCUAUCGGUUUUUAGCUCUUUUGAGCACAGAAAGCCGUCAGUUACGCAGGCUAACUUAAAUUGAUACUGGGACUUGCUUUAGAAAUACUUUACCUAAUGUAGCGCUCUUCUUGAAUUUUAGUCAAAGGAUCUUUUCUCUGCAGAGUAUGUGGAGUCACUUGAAAAGGAGAUCACAGAAUUGAAGUCAAAGAACCGAACACUGAAACAGCAAGUUGAGGAGAAACCACAGUCCGCCCAACCUCGUAGUCGUGCACAAAUAGCGGUAUCUGGUGUUCAGCCUCAAGAUCCGUUCAUACAAGCCCAUAUUAGGGAACUGAAUGGAACAAUUGGUAAGAACUUAACUGUCUUAAGGCUGGGGCAACAACAUGCAACAAUUCGCUGGAAAACUUGUGCUGAGCCAAAAGGCGAGCGGCAAAAAAUGGUGGUAGUUUAACCAUCAAACGUUCUUCAUCCACUAUUUCGCUCUUUUACUUUGACUAGAAACUGCAACAGGUUAUUUCCUAGUGGAACACGACGCCAAGGCAAGCGCAAAUACCAUUCAUUUUCGUGUAUCGAAAUUUAUGUCAAGAUCUUUCUGCCUGUGCCUAUUCCACCCCCACUUUUCUCUGGCUGCGAUAUAAUUGCUUCAGCUAAGUAUUUUUGCGGAGCAAUUAAGUAUUAUCAACUGAGUUGAUAACUUAAAUUGGCCAUCAUAAAGAGUUUGAAAGCUGACGUUUCAAGCGUUAGCCCUUCGUCAGAGCGAUUGACGAAGGGCUAACGCUCGAAACGUCAGCUUUCAAAUUCUUUACGGUGGCUGAGUUACGUUAUCAACUCAGUUGAUAAUACGUAAUUACCUUGCUAUACUCCCCCACCGACGCAGCACCACAGUUUGUUUAGAAACUUACCCCCUACAUUGAUACGUUUUUGCAGAAGCUUAAUUUCUAGAGUCCGUCGCUUUCUUUCUUUCUUUCUUUUUUUUUUUUUUCAUUUUGCAUUUUCUCGACGAACUUUGCCGGAAAGAAGGGCUCGAAGUAGUUAUACUGGUAUAAGCUGCAGUUACUUGAAGAGCAAUGUCUGCAAGCUUCUUCUGUCUCUUACCUCCAACGGUAGCCUAAAUGAUAAACGUUGUUAACAUUCAUGCACAUUGUUAUAAUUCACGUUUUCACAUUAAGAAUCAGUGUUAUUUUCUCCUAGAGCUUAGAAAUACCUGUACGUAUUUGUGUUGUUGUUAAUCAGGUGCUUUACGCCAGGAAAAACUGGAGCUGUCAACACAAGUGAAGAAACUUCAAGGCACUGUGGAUCAUCUGCAGGGAUCUCUGACUCAAGUGCACGAGGAGGUAACUCAAAACAGUGAAGACCUCUGCGAGAUAGACAUUACUUUGAUCCAGGCUCUAAGAGUCACUCUCCGCUAAUUUCCAGUCAUUUUUCUGCAACUAAACUCUCCUCCUUGAGACGAUGUUCAACUUAGAAGUAACUUUCUGUUCGAAAACUUCGUGCAGUGUCCUUCACAAAGAUGUGGCUGAACAGAUCACUUCUUGUCUUUCGGCAGGUUCGCCAGAAACAGUUAGCAAUGGAUCAGCUACAGUACGAACUUACGACACAGAGCAGGCGAGCGACUGAUGAGCUGACUGCUCUGAAACAGCGCGCAAAUGAGCUGGAGCUGCAACUGACCCAGACAAGAAGAGAGGCGGAUGAGUACUUCAGGAGUGGACUGGAACGGAAUGCUGAGGCAACGUCCUUAGGAAAUCAGGUGAUUUGAAAAUAACUAAAAGUAUUAAGCCGCAAAUUUCUCAAAGUAACUCUUGUUUAUAGUUCAGUCCGCGACUGCGAGUUCUGCCACUCCCCCUCCCCCCGUCCAUCGUCGCUGCUUUUUCUUCAACUUAUCGAUGUUUUUGCUCAAGGGAGUAGGUUUCUAAAGAAACUGUGGUACACUGUGUCAGUGGGAGAGUAUAACAGGGUAAUUUAGUUUCAUCAACUAAGUUAAAAGCGUAAAUUGGCCACCGUAAAGAGUUUAAAGGCUGACGUUUCGCGCGUUAGCCCUUCGUCGUAGCGAUUGACGAAUGGCUAACGCUCGGAACGUCAACCUUUAAACGCUUUACGGUGGCCAGUUCAUAUUUUUGCUAAUUUGUUUCUGCUAAUAGCUGUCAAGUCUUAAAGUCGAACUUGCAUCUCAAGGGAGAGGAGCUGUGUCAUUCAAUCCUCAGGCAGAAAUCAUUAAACAACUUCAAGAUGAGAUUCAUCGACUGAGGAAACAACUCACAACAGGUAGGAUAUGCCAGCAGUCUAAGGUUUACAAUGCGACCUGGCCUGCGAGCAGUCUGAAUGUUACAAUGCGACCUGGCUUGGGCAAACCAUGGAGGGCUACAAGUUGGAGAUGAGGGGUGAAAGGAGGGUGCAUGCAUGUUUGUCUAGUCGUGUUUAUAGAGUUACUUCUCCAAGUGAACAAUGAUUUUUGUUUAUUUUAGUAGUUUCCGUUUUAAAUGUUGUAGGUUUUCAGCAAACUCUUAUUCUUGAUAAGGCUUUGAAAAAACAAACAGAACUGCCUUUAAUAUUGGCAUAUAUUGCAUCCUAUUAUAAUCAGGUGCUCAAACAAGCGACAAAGAUUUCCUCGAUCCAGUGUCUCUUAAUCGACCGUCAAUAUCUCAAAUGGCGCGGCUACAAAACAAAUUACAUGAGGCGGCGCGGCGCAUCAGCCGAAUGUCUCAAGAGAAAGAACAGCUUAUUCAGAUGGGAAACAGGCUCAGAGCGGAGCUUGCAAAAUAUACAGGUAACCUUCAAGUCUGUUCAUAAUCCCUUUUGACUGAAUGCUACAAACGAUGGAGACGUUGAAUUGUCGGCGUAAAAAUCAGUUUUGGUUGAAGAGAACUUAAGAUGAUAUUUUGAAAGAGGACAGAUGAUCAGUUUUCUCUCGUGCAGAAAGGUUUUAAAAUUAAAUCAACCCUUUACACCCUAACAUCAGUAUGCAUAUUCUCCAUACUGUUCUCUAUACAUUUCCUGAAAUACUGACAAGGAGAAUUUGUUUAUAAAUUAAGAGCUUUAUGAGUUGGUAAUCAUUUCCUUGAUUCUCGUGACCUUAAUGUUUGAUUCAGGGGUGAUAUUGUAAGGAGAAAUUAGAAGCUGGUCACUCCUAGGGGUUAAAGGGUUAAAAGACAACGUUUGUGAGAGACCAGGUGGUUACGGUUAGAGGUUUGAACACGAGAGCUUGGGUCGACUCCUACCCAGGUCAUUGGGCUGUUUUCUCGGCCAAAACAGUUUUUUUCUCACAGCGCCUCUCUCCACUUAAGGGUUUAAACGGACCCUAGUAGUUUAUCAGGAAAAAAGUAAGAAAUGACGAGAAGAAAUCUGCGAUGAAACAUGAUUCCUACAUUAAGGGGGAGUGGCAAAACUCCUGAUCACUUCAUGCCAAGUGCCUAACUAGGAUUUCUUCAAAGGCAAGUGGAGUUGCACGUAUCCAUGACAGUAUCUGAGCAACUCCGCACCUACCCCCCCCCCCUCCUUACCCAACAUUAACCCUGACUUAAUAUCAGUUGACUGUUGUUGGGCUAGUGGAGAGGUGGGCGCGCAGUUACACAGAUACUAACAUUGAUCCAGUCACACUAUGUCACACCCAGACAUGCUACCCAACUGUCAUGUCGACGACAUCCAUGCUGUCGAUUACGAAAAGACAAAUUUUGUUCCAUGAGCUGUGUGUGAUUUAUGCCGUGUGGAUUCUCUCGGAAUCCCGAUUUUUCGCCUUAAUAGUCUCGGAUGUAGCGUCUUAACCUCAGCAAUCUUCUCAACGUGAAUAUUUAAACCAAACUGAAAUACAUUCAAUCGUUCUCUGGCAAUUGUCAGAUGGUCGAAAGAGCGCUCCCCUUGGCCGUAUAAUCAGCCAGCCCCCUCAGCCCUUAGUCACUGAAGCCUCUUCAGGAAAGACCCCUAUCGGAAGGACCCCAGGUGAGAUGAAGGACCAUUUACAGAGCCAAUUAGGUGCUGUGGAAAACCUGCAAUACCAGCUCACUUCUCAGGAGCUCCAGUUUGCACAGCGUAUGGCUCUAAAAGAACAGCAAGCAGCUGAGCAUGUCAAAAUCACUGUAGCCUCAAGUUCAAGUGAUUCUAAUGAUGGUGAGUGUAGAUUUUUUUAUCGAUGUUGUGUGAUUUUGAGAGGAUAUUCUCUUUCUUUCUUUAAGAUGCACCUUAUCCUUAAUAGUAAAUAUUAUAUAUAGAAACGUAUUAUGGUAAGAAUUCAUUUAAGUACCGUGCUAAAAGGAUAUCAAGCUGAAAUGAGGCCUGGUAUCAAACCGAUAUCCAAUAGCUCUGUGGUAGAACAUCCACUGUGGGGGAAGGCUCGUGUCAGGGAGUCGAAUCGUUAUGGGUGAUGAAGACUUUUAUUGUACCACAAUCAACACAAAAGAACUAUUCAAUGACCCAGUUAGCAAAUCGACACUGGUUUUGCGUGGUCUGUACUCUUAUUGACAGCGAUAUUCGUCUUCACAGUGGUCAAAAUGAUGUAGACUCACGAGGCGCAGCUGUGUGAGUCUGCAACAAAAUUUUACCACAAUAUCGACGUCAAAUGAAACGAUUCUGUUAGUGUGUGACGUGUUGCGUGACACGUUGACGCGAGCAGCGUUGUCUGUACUCUUAUCGACAACGGCAAAUUAGCCAAUCAGAUUGCGAUAUUACUUGCAAAUGUCGGGUAAAACAUAACAUUUACUUUAUCCCCUCUUCGACUUGCCCUAUCUUCUUUCACCCUAUCGUAAAAAAGUCAAGAUAUGCGCUUGUCUCAUGCAGUCACUUAUAUUUUGUGCAGAUGGAAAAGUACCAGUGCUAUUGGAAUCACAACAUGUAGUAUCUCGUGAUACAAAUAAAAAAGACAGCGCCCCGGUAGAUAGUCGUUUGACUCGUCCACCAGCCAAUCAGUGGACGUCUUCGCCAGUUUACGAUCAACCACUGUUUACGUCAUCUUCGGAAGGCCAAGCGUCGUUGCAAGAAAUUUGGAAGAUUUUGGACGAAGAAGAAAGUUUCCGUAGUCCAACUCCCAGGAGAGCUCGCCCCAGCUCUCCUCAGCGUCUUAGAGCCACAAGGGACCAGGACCCUGAUCAUAUUCCAGAGCGGGACUCUCCCGAGCGUGAUUCGUUCGCCCUAAAAGGAAGGCGAACGGAAGUUCAAAGUAGACCUUCAAAGCAGCGACCAGAAUUGUCCAAAAAGGCUGCUGGCAAAGGUAGGCUGGCUCAAAAGAAAAUUAAAGUGAGGAAUUAUAACAUUAGAGACGAUGGCUGAGAAGAACUGGUUUCCUGAAUCAAAGACGAAUGCAAGAGUCCCUCAUGAUGGCGAACAAGAUCGUUGUCCUUAGGGUGGUAGAUGUCGCAGAAUCUAUUUAUGUAAGCUGACUGCAAGUCGCACUCGAUCAGAGGAGAAAUUCGUCGUUCUAAGAACAUGGAAUUUAAUGAUCGUUAAGCUUCAGAACACCGGUUUGAACCUUAGAGACAAAAACCGCCUUGAAACAUCAAUUUCUGACAGUGCCGAGUAUUACAAUGUGCUAGUCAAAAUGCAUCCCUACACUCUUUAUCCUUAUGGUAAAAUGAGACAUUAACGUUUGAUAUACGUGAACUGGCCUUGAGAAAUCGUCGUAGUAUUGAAUACUCGUAUGUUCAGACGUUCCGUCCAUAGCUAAGGCUCAUUUUUUUCUGUUGAAGUGAAUAUGAUUGUUUUCCUUUCUUCAUGAAUUGGAAUGGUUAGCAAAAGUAGAUUUGGUGCUUUCUCUUCUCUUUUUCCACUUUACAAUAACCCGGUAACUGUUGAC
This is a messenger RNA of Pocillopora meandrina, 12007 nucleotides long. Lineage: Eukaryota; Metazoa; Cnidaria; Anthozoa; Scleractinia; Pocilloporidae. The record is from the annotation of a GenBank genome assembly.